AUGGCCUCAAACUCCUCUACUUCUCUCCCUGGCUUUCCUUUUAAGAGCCCGUACGAUAAAACUUCUGAAUCAAAUGCUUCCACACCAAUUCCUCUUCCUGAUAAUGUCGCUACCAAUAUCAAAGCUUCCCGCACUUCAUCCACUGAACUCACCGAUCACGGCCCUCUGCGCUAUAGCAGAACUAAUUCGGUCAACACUAUCGUUAACGUGGAUUUCGAUGUAAAAUUUAGCAACGUCUCAUCCCCGCCAGAGGUCGACGGUCCAGAUAUAGCGAUUUCAACAUGGGAGGCUCCAGGUAAUGAUCGUAUCUUCCCUCACUUCAGUCAUGGCUGUCCUAAUAAGGAGGCACAUGAGCUAGGCACCUUCUGCGAGGAGUGCCGCGGAAUCGGUAUGCCAUGGGGAGCAGAGCUUCCGGUCUACCACACCGAAGAUAACCUCGCCCUUCUUCAUGGUCCACCAGGUACUCUUGUGGAUCACGUUCUUCUGGCCGAUGAGGAAGCUGUCGCUGUUUUGUCGAUCGUAGCUUCGAUGGAUGUUCGCGGUCGUCUCUACAGCAAGGUCGAUGGCCUUCCCAAGCUCAUGCGCCGCUUCCCUGAGUCGGUCUAUGCUGGCCAGAACAUUGCAGAUCUCCACCGAUCACUUCUCCGAGUUACCGGUCCCGAGCACGAGCUUAUUGAAGCCCAUAUGAUUGUCGAGGAAACCCUGAGAGAUCCCCACCUCACUUGGGAGACCCUUGGUAACAGAAUCUAUAAUCACAUGCUUUCCGUCGCUCCUGUUCUCCAUUACGGGCUUUCCGCCGAGGAGAUUGCCGCUCCACUUAUCUAUGAAGAGAGGAAGAUUCCGAAGUCGAAAAAUAGCAAGGGAAUGUGGAAGGCUCCUCCAAAGACAGAUGAUGAUUCGAAAUGGGAGUUCUGUCCUGGUUCGGAUACCAGUUUAAUUAUCGUCGGCAAGCCUGAGCCUCAGAAAUUCUUCCUCAUCCGUCAGAAGAAGAACAACCCAAAUAUCAAGGACUGCCGUCAAUACCCUGGCUGGGAGACCUUCGACUGGAAUGACCCAGAUCUCGUGGAGUUAAUGAACAAGGCCCGCCGCCAGAUCCUUCAUCGAACCACAGGUGGUACUUAUCCUAAGGCUCUUAUCUGGACCCAAGCAGAGAAAGACGUCCUCAAGGGUCUUAUCAAGGUCGUUCUCGACAGCGGUGUCGCUCCUAAAGAUAUCAAGUGGGAUCCGAUUGCAGAGGGCCUGUUCAAGCACUUCGAGGGCAAGAUCCAACCUAAAGGCUCACCAUUCGCCCAAAAUCAACACCUCAACAAGGAUGGCAGCAUCGAACCACCCCGCCUCAAGUUCGCCAAAAAGCUCAGGCAGGACCGAGAGGGCUGUCCGAACAGAAAAGGACAGACUGUCAAGACACAGGCACAUAAGUAUGGUGACAUUGCGCUGAUGCUGAGAAUGGCGGCGCCUAAGAACCAGCAGCAAGCUUCGGAUUCAGAUUCGGACGACUUGGACGACUCAGAUGAUGAGCAGCCUAAUGGAGCUACCAGCAGCAAGAUCAACAGGGCGAAGAAGAAUACUGCGAAGUCAGCCACAGCGAUUACGAAGGUUACCAAGCAGGUCAAAAAGAAGACGGUUGUCAAGAUGGAGGCCCAUGAGCCUGAUUCAGACAUUGGGAAGAUCGAUGCGCCUUCGCCCCGUCUUCGCGGACUGAAUAAGAGAGACCGAUCUCCUGGCGGUGGCGCUAGUGAUCCUGAUGUGUCUGGGACUCCUCGAUACUCCAAGCUGAUUCGAACUGAACGUCACUGA
Messenger RNA from Drepanopeziza brunnea f. sp. 'multigermtubi' MB_m1, 1797 nucleotides. RefSeq lists its product as uncharacterized. The record is from RefSeq and is a predicted model, not a curated record. NCBI's taxonomy places the organism in Eukaryota, Fungi, Ascomycota, Leotiomycetes, Helotiales, Drepanopezizaceae.